Molecule: messenger RNA, 3080 nt
Organism: Phyllostomus discolor (pale spear-nosed bat)
Lineage: Eukaryota; Metazoa; Chordata; Mammalia; Chiroptera; Phyllostomidae
Gene: HMBOX1
Product: homeobox containing 1
Biological process (GO): positive regulation of DNA-templated transcription
Cellular component (GO): nucleus
Molecular function (GO): double-stranded telomeric DNA binding
Source: RefSeq, a predicted model, not a curated record
GGGAGUGGGGCUGUUGAUAUCAAUAUGGCGGUUGUCAGCCAGACAAAGACAGUCAGUCUGAUGUGAUUGAGACAAGGGAGGUUUUCAGGGGGAGACUGGGAGAUAGGGGCCUCCCCUCCCCCUUCUCCUCUUCCUGCGCGGACCUCAACCCCUCCCCAGGCCCCUCCCGCCUGGCGCCCCACGCGGAAAGACACCCCUCCCCCUCCCGAUUUCCCCUCUUCCCUCCCUAUCUCAGCCCUUCGUACUGGGACGUUGGGGAGGGGGCUGUGCCGCGCGGAGAGAACUCAGCUACGAUUCCGAGGAUUCUUUCUAGAUUUUGGUCAUUGUUUGAAGAGGAAAGGGGAACAUGAUCAUAGAUAUUAAUGGUAAAUAACACCGGUCAUCUCUAGAAAGGAUAUUGAUUCACCUUAUGUAAAGUAUGCUCAGUUCCUUCCCAGUGGUUUUGUUGGAAACCAUGUCUCACUAUACAGAUGAACCCAGAUUUACCAUAGAACAGAUAGAUCUGCUUCAGCGCCUUCGGCGUACUGGAAUGACUAAACAUGAAAUUCUCCAUGCCUUGGAAACUUUGGACCGACUUGAUCAAGAGCAUAGUGACAAGUUUGGAAGAAGGUCCAGCUAUGGGGGAAGUUCAUAUGGAAAUAGUACCAACAAUGUUGCAGCAUCUUCCUCUACAGCUACAGCUUCCACACAGACCCAGCAUUCGGGAAUGUCCCCAUCGCCUAGCAACAGUUAUGAUACCUCCCCACAGCCUUGCACUACCAAUCAAAAUGGGAGGGAGAAUAACGAGCGAUUGUCCACGUCCAAUGGAAAGAUGUCACCAACUCGCUACCACGCAAACAGCAUGGGUCAGAGGUCAUACAGUUUUGAAGCCUCAGAAGAAGACCUUGAUGUAGAUGAUAAAGUGGAGGAGUUAAUGAGGAGGGACAGCAGUGUGAUAAAAGAGGAAAUCAAAGCCUUUCUUGCCAAUCGGAGGAUUUCCCAAGCAGUUGUUGCACAGGUAACAGGUAUCAGUCAGAGCCGGAUCUCUCACUGGCUGUUGCAGCAGGGAUCAGACCUGAGUGAACAGAAGAAAAGGGCAUUUAACCGAUGGUAUCAACUUGAGAAGACAAAACCAGGGGCUACGCUAAGUAUGAGACCAGCCCCUAUUCCAAUAGAAGACCCCGAAUGGAGACAAACGCCUCCCCCAGUCUCUGCUACGUCGGGCACCUUCCGACUGCGACGAGGGAGUCGAUUCACCUGGAGAAAGGAGUGCCUGGCUGUCAUGGAAAGUUACUUCAAUGAGAAUCAAUACCCAGAUGAAGCAAAGAGAGAAGAAAUUGCGAAUGCUUGCAAUGCAGUUAUACAGAAGCCAGGCAAAAAACUGUCAGAUCUGGAACGCGUUACCUCCCUGAAAGUAUAUAAUUGGUUUGCUAACAGGCGGAAGGAGAUCAAGAGAAGAGCCAACAUCGAAGCAGCAAUCCUGGAGAGUCAUGGGAUAGAUGUGCAGAGUCCAGGAGGCCACUCGAACAGCGACGACGUCGACGGGAAUGACUACUCAGAGCAGGAUACUUGGCAAGUACGCAAUGGGGAGGAGGAGGAGGGAAGAAGUUCAGAGGGAGGCAGAGAAGCAGAGAAGGACGACAACACUAGCCAUAGUGACCACCAGGACCCCAUCUCCUUAGCUGUGGAAAUGGCAGCAGUCAACCACACUAUCUUGGCCUUGGCUCGACAAGGAGCCAACGAAAUCAAGACAGAGGCCCUGGAUGAUGACUGACCAGGGAGGGGUGGACACGAGGCGUUAACUUAGUUUAGACGUAGCACCUUAGCAGACUUUCCUCGGUCCUUAACAUGUGUUCUUACAGUAUAACUUGCAGUUUCUUGUAUGUCAGUUAGCCGUUAGGGUCUUCUUGUUCUGUGAAGAUGGCAUGGUGCCCUCAGCCUUCGCAUAUACUCUCUCAGUAUUAACUCCCAGUAAGUAAUAAGCAACCGACCGACCAGACUUCCUCUCCCGGCCCCUGAGGCUAGAAAAUCUUGCUGCUCUGUCUUAGCAUUCCAAGAAAGUGCUUCCAGGUAUUUAGAUAGCCCUCAGUUCUCAAAUAUUAGGCUGUGUGUGAAACCUUGGGUACCUUCAGAUUCCUGUAACACUAGUCUGUACCCCUCUCCUUCCUCGGGACUGACAGGGUGCAAGCUGAAGGGGUGUGGCCCGGGACUGACAGACCCCGUUCGGGCGGUGUCCGCAGAGUAGAAGGAACACUAGCGCCCCCACCUCCGAGUGGGAAUAUCCGGUUUCCAGCUGCAAUAAGCCGUGCCUCGUCAUAGUCACGCUGUGGCUAGAUCACACUUCUUUGGGUGCUGUGCUAAGAGUGUCCGUGGAAAAACUGGAUCUCAGAUUUUGGUUGACGUUAACAUGCCUGACACAGACAUCCAUUCCUCUCACAAGCUGUGCAGCUUAGUAGAUAAAAUACUGCCUUCUGCCUUUGGGACCACAAUUAAAACAAACAGCAAAAGACACAAAUAGAAGUCACUUAAAAAACACACCCCGGCUUGAGAGGCAGUGGAGGAAAGCCGGGCUGCGUGGGUCAAGGCACCGAGUCCGGCCCGCGGAGUCGCUGCCCGUCGUGGUGAGUGCCGCAGGGCCUCCCGCAAGCUGCUUUGCCUCCUCCUGUCUGUGUCCCCUGUCCCUGCCGCCAGCAGAAGUCUUUCAAGGAUGAAGCUAAGGUCAAAAAUGAGUGAACGAACUUUCAGUCUUUGUAUCCAUUAACUGAAACCCCCUCAGUAGCAGAGGUUGUAGAGGAUUUCAUAGUGGGAUUUUGCUGACUGACUAUCACAAAUGCAAAUACUUCCUCAAUAGGAGCAGAAAAAACGGGCAUUUGCCACUUACGUGGUAGGUCUGCGAGAUAUGACGGGAUGUGACUGCUUUGGUGUUCUUUUUACUCUGUCCUUGUAGAGGUGUGAAAAGCUAUAUUGCUACAGGCAAUUUAUUUAAUAAUUGGAAGCCAUAUUGAUAAUGGAUGUGGUAAUAUUUGUAAAGUUUAAUCUACUUUAAGCAGCAGUAACUAAUGUAAUUUUUUUCCUUGAUCACAUAUGUAGCACUUUUGUUA